UAGUUACAGAAAACGUUCAUAUUCCGGAUAAAAUUACGUUACGCGUUAGUCGUAUUGAACCUGUACUACAAGCCGAAUCGUAUUUUAACAAUCAAUAGUAUUUCUUCGGACAAAGCAGUGAUAAACCAAUUGUUUUAUAAAAAUGGCAGGAGUUGGAAAUGGGUGGCCUAAAAGCGAACGUGCGCUGCUCUGCAUGAAAUACUUCCUCUUUGUGUUCAAUGUUCUCUCUUUCUUGACAGCUGUUGUCAUCCUCACUCUUGGAUUAUGGAUCCGUUAUGAUUGGGAUUUCAAACACUAUAUCUUGGAACUGCAUCUGUAUCAGUUUUGGACAGGAGUUUAUAUUUUGAUUGCCGCUGCCUCAAUCGUCAUGGCCCUAUCGUUUAUUGGUUGUUGUGGAACUAUAACGGAAAAUCCAACCAUUUUAGGACUGUACGGUAUAUUACUAUGUGUGUGUUUCGUCCUGGAAAUCGCUGGAGUAGCCGUCCUUUUGAAUAAUGGAACACUGUGGUCUAAUGUCACGUGGUGGCUACGCGAUCGCUUUUAUGAGCUUAUAUAUGUAAGCGAUACUAACGCAAGAGAAGCUCGAAUUCUUCGCAUCAUCCAAGAAGAGGUUGGCUGCUGUGGUUCGUAUAGUUCACUGGACUACAUCAAUGUUCACAAACCAGUUCCGAACGAGUGCAGGGAUAAGGCAACGGGCAACGAAUAUCUGGAUGGGUGUUAUAUCCGAAUGUCACGUUAUCUGGAAGAACGCAGUGGUUGGAUCGCUGGGAUUGCUCUGUUUCUUGCAGUUUUACAAAUUCUAGGAAUAACUGCAAGCUUGACUAUGCGACACACGUUGCGAAAAUUGGAAAACGAAGGAAAAGUCUAUAAUCCAGUAAAGAAAUCCAAAGCCUAAAUCAUUUCGCCGUUUUAAUUGCUUUAAUGCAGCAAAUUUGCUUUUACAAAUUGAACAUUUAACUGAAUCCUUUUUUUCACAACAUUCUACAACUUCAUGUAAAUGCCUGCUAGAAAUUGAAGAUCAAAAUAUACCGCAAUCUUAAAAUUGAA
This is a messenger RNA of Daphnia pulicaria, 1047 nucleotides long. Its product is annotated as tetraspanin-2A-like. The transcript is spliced from 5 exons. Lineage: Eukaryota; Metazoa; Arthropoda; Branchiopoda; Diplostraca; Daphniidae. The record is from RefSeq and is a predicted model, not a curated record. Gene Ontology annotation, cellular component: membrane. The coding region runs from base 143 to 895 and encodes 250 amino acids.